AUGGCUCCCAUCACCAAGACUCUCGCCCUUGCUGGCGCCCUCUUUGCCCUCACCGGUAUCGCUGCUCCCGUCGAGAAGCGCGCCGUUGUCUGGGAGACUGUCACCGACGUUGUCUGGACCACUGUCGAUGUCACCACCACCAUCUACCCGAACCAGGGUAAGCCCACUGCCACCGCGACUGUCGUCGCUACUACCUCCUCCGCCGCUCCCGUCGAGGAGGAGGCCAAGGCUGCCCCAACCACCUCCACCACCGAGGCCCCUGCCCCUGUUGCUCAGCCCACUGAGAAGGCCACCGUUCAGGCCCUGAAUGUUGCUGCGGCUCCCGCCGUCGAGUCCUCUUCUGAGUCCUCCUCUUCUACCACCACCACUGCCGCUGCCGCCGUUCAGACCGCUCAGCGCUCCACCGAUACCAGUUCCAGCUCCAGCUCCAGCUCUGGUCCAUCCGGUUAUGGAGAAGCGACUUUCUACGACACCGCUACCCUCGCCACCAGCCCUAGCUCUUGUGGUACCACCAACGAUGGUGAGUCCGAGUUUGUCAUUGCCCUGCCCGUCGGUGUCAUGACCGAUUCCGACUGUGGCAAGAAGGUCACCAUCUCGCGCUUUGGUAAGACGGAAACCGCCACGGUCGUUGACAAGUGCAUGGGCUGCGACAACAACGCCAUCGAUAUGUCCCGCGCUCUGUUCCAGAAAUUCGCCGGCUUUUCCGCGGGCCGCAUCGGUGAUGUCAAGUGGACCGUCAACAACUGA
This is a messenger RNA of Penicillium manginii, 747 nucleotides long. RefSeq names its product RlpA-like double-psi beta-barrel domain-containing protein. The transcript has 2 exons. Lineage: Eukaryota; Fungi; Ascomycota; Eurotiomycetes; Eurotiales; Aspergillaceae. The coding region runs from base 1 to 747 and encodes 248 amino acids. The record is from RefSeq and is a predicted model, not a curated record.